GUGCUAGCUGUGUGUGUCCAAUGCUGCUGUGUCCUUUCUUUGUCUGCAAUCACCAAUCACGCGUGGUAGCUUCAUGUGCAAGACUGGCCUUGAUCCUCUGAACUUCUGUACGAUCGUCGCCCCUGCUUCAAGUUGCAUAAGUACUUGCAGCGUUGCGGAGUCCACCCGAUUAUCCGACUAGCCAGCUUCUUCAGCGCGGUCCUCACUCAAAGCGACCACUCGCAGACCACCAUGCAGUCGUCCGUUCGUCCAACUACGACAGUUAACACGAACGCCCUCCAUGUCAGCACUCCCAGUAUCAACGUCGUUCCUCUCACUGCGCCAGUCAACCCGACUCCCGCAUCCAUGCCGCCAUACAAACGGAGUCCAAGAGGCCGCGUUCUCUUCUAUGACAAGAACAAGCCCUACUACGAGUUCACGAAUUUCUCGCCCCACCCGGUAGAGUACAAUGGGAAGCGGUUCCCUACUAGCGAACACUUGUUCCAGUCUUUCAAGUUCAUCGACGCGCACCCGGAGAUAGCAGAGUACAUCCGCACAUGUGGCGAUCGUCCCAUGGCUGCAUUCGACGAGGCGCAUCGGUAUCAGAGCUGGGUCCGGCCCGACUGGAGACAAGUCAACAUAGUCAAGAUGGAAGAGGCCCUGAGAUUGAAAUUCACUCAGCACAAGCGUCUACGUCAGCUUUUGCUAGACACUGGCGACGAUGAGCUCAUCGAGGAUUCACCUCGAGACUACUUCUGGGGAGUAGGAGCCGACUACUCUGGUCGGAACGAGCUCGGAAAGGCACUCGAGAGACUUCGUGACGAGCUUCGCCACGAGAAUAACCCGAAGUAUUUCCUUCAGCCUCACGGUAAACGCGAUAUGCACCGCCUUUCACUUCAAGACAUCCCGUCCCUAUUGUCCCCCAUGUCAGCGGCAGGGCAUGUAUCCAACUUCAUCCGUACCGUGUCGAACUCGGCGAGCUCGACGCCGCAGUCACCCAUCAGUGCUGUUAGCGCCUCCAGCAAAACCAUGUGCGAGUUCUGUCAACAAAAACCAAAGUUCCAGCGACACCGGUACUGUAGCCGCAAUUGCGCACAAGCAGCCAAGAUGUGCAUUCAUUGUCGGACAAAACCUAAGUUCGACAAACACCCGUAUUGCUCCAAGACAUGCGCUGCCGAUUACGUAAAAACGUAAGGAGUCCUUCACUCCUGAUCAAUCGAUCAUGCUAGGUGUAAUACGUGGACUAUGUAAUUAUUGUUUCGUUCCCGUGUAAUCAUGGACUAAGACCUGGUAUCCGCAUAAUGUGUUGCUUUUGAGUUUCGACUCGUUGUAUUCUGGUUACCGUGGGCCGUGGCGUUAUGGUUUUGAGCGCCAAUUCAAAGACCGAGGCCGCGGUCUGAGAAUGCCACCACCUUUCCCUGAUACACCCUUCCUUGGGUGCUUCUCUGAGCAGCGCUCAUAUCCAUAGCGUAUGCUCUGGAUUCAUGCUCAUUCCCAGGGACCUUGUUAUG
Messenger RNA from Coniophora puteana RWD-64-598 SS2, 1490 nucleotides. RefSeq names its product DUF1768-domain-containing protein. The record is from RefSeq and is a predicted model, not a curated record. Lineage: Eukaryota; Fungi; Basidiomycota; Agaricomycetes; Boletales; Coniophoraceae. The transcript is spliced from 9 exons. Bases 232 to 1173 code for a protein of 313 amino acids.